CGCUCAUCACGUAAGGAGAAAAUCGAUCCAUUCAAGCAGAUUCGUGUCCAAUAUGAAGGCCUGUUUAGCAGUCCUGGCUGCGAUAGGGAUCAUUAUUCUGUCAACGCCCACUGCAGACGCUCAAUUGUUCGCAUAUAGCGUUGGUGACUGGAGUGAUUGUUCAGCUACUUGCGGAGUGGAGGCGUUCCAUUCCCGCAGUGUUAGUUGUAUAAGUAUUGAUACCGGAAGUACAGUAGACGUGAGCAAUUGUGCUUCUCUCUCACUGCCUGACACUGUCGAACUUUGCGAUAAGAAUGAAUGUGGCGUGGUUUCUUCAACUGGUCAUGAAUAUGUAGUCGGAGAGUGGGGAGCCUGUACCGCGUCUUGCGGCAUAGGAUACCGAACAAGAUCGGUUGAAUGUAGAAACACUGCCACAAACGGUAUAGAAGAUAUUUCGUUUUGUUUUGAACUUGGGAAUAUUGCUCUUCAGCAGUCGUGUAGUCUUCCCCCUUGUCCAAAUCUGCUUGUCGAUCUGUAUGUAUUUGGAAUUGGAUUAUGGAGUGAUUGCUCAGCUUCAUGUGGGAUUGGAAUUCAGACACGAUCAAUAACAUGCAAACUGAGUUCAUCCCAAAUGGUUGUAGAUCUAGCGUUUUGUGCCAGUCUUGAACCAGAACCCACCGUUCAAGGGUGUCUCAUUGCAGACUGUGUAACAUCAAGUUAUUACUACUAUACCGGUCCAUGGAGCUCGUGUUCAUCUACCUGUGGCACUUCGUUCAGAGAACGUGUGAUUGAAUGCCGUGAAUUUGAAAGCGACUUAAUGGUUUCAGAUGACCUCUGUGAUGACUUAGCUUCUGAAGCCUCUCAAGAAAUUUGCAAUGAUCUGCCGAGUUGUCCAGCCGUUGCUGUUAGUUACGAGUACUAUUUAACUGACUAUGGAACGUGUAGCGAGACAUGCGGCGUAUCCUACCGGACACGAGACAUUUUUUGCCGUGAUAUAGCCACUAUGCAAACUGUUGAUGUAGUAUAUUGUGCUACUAUCGAUCCACUUGACAAUGUUAUCAUACAGGAACUUUGUAAUGUUCCAUUCUGUGACACUGAUGUUUACGAGUAUGCAACAGAAGAAUGGUCAGAUUGUACAGCAACAUGUGGCGAUUCUCAACGGACACGUGUUGCCUACUGCCGGGAGAUCAGUACAGGAACGGUUGUGGAUGCUUCUCUUUGUAGUGGACUUACUGAGCCAUCUACCAGUGAGCCAUGUAUAGUCAGUAACUGUCCCAUAUUUGUUUCGUAUGAAUAUGUCACGGGAGAGUUCAGUCAGUGUUCUGCGAGUUGUGGAGCAACAGCAUACCGGGAAAGGACUGUCCUCUGUCGAAUCGUUGACACAGAAACAUUUGUUGACAUUGGAUAUUGUAUAGGAGCACUACCCAGUACGAUGGAGUCGUGUGGUCUGGCAGACUGCCCAUCACUAGUGUAUGAAUAUUUAAUCGGUGAAUGGUCAGACUGUACUGCCACUUGUGGUCCAGCAAUCCAGACAAGAACGGUCGAAUGUCGCGAAACAGUUUCUUUCAAUGUGGAAAGUGUAGAUACAUGUGUUGCGAAUGGGCUUGUCCUGGUACCUACAGCCCAGGCUUGCGUAUAUAUUGAGUGCCCAGAUGUUGCAAGUUAUUCAUACGUUAUUGGAGAAUGGAGUGCCUGCUCAGUAUCUUGUGCAACCGGUACUAUAACCAGGUCAGUAACAUGUCGUGAAGGCAACACACUCGCUGCUGUUGAUGUUUCCGUGUGCGUCAGCAAUGGUCUUGGAGAAGUCACCACUACAGACGAUUGUGUAUUGGCCGCAUGCCCAGAAACGUUCCAAUAUGUUGCGACAGAUUGGAGUGCAUGCACAGUUACAUGUGGAACUGGCUCACAGACAAGAGAUGUAAUGUGCGUAGUGGCGGGCACUACAAUGGUCGUAGAAAGUUCUUUUUGUGACAGCCUAGAUCCUCCAGUGACAUCAGUUGUAUGUAAUGAAGAAACCUGUCCUUUCAUCGAAAUAGAUGUCUCAGAGUGGAGUGCCUGUUCGUCAACUUGCGGAUUUUCAACCCGGUCUCGAACAGUUCGAUGUCUGGAGAAUACAGGUGUUGAGAUUUCCCUGUACUUCUGCUUGGACGCAGGUCUAACACUACCAAAUACGGUUGAGUUUUGCAGCGGACUACCAGCUUGUGAUAAGGUGUAUUCAUAUGUUACUGGAACAUGGGGAUCGUGCUCCGUAACCUGUGCCAGUGGGAUUCGAAGUCGCUCUGUUAUAUGUGAAGAAGUAGGAACGAAUGUUAGAGUAGAUAAUAGUUUCUGUUCUGGGCUUACUGCUCCAGAAUCAGAUGAGAUCUGCACUCUAUCUGCUUGUCCUACGUAUGGUUUCAUUACCGGUGAUUGGUCAGUGUGCUCUGUAACCUGUGCCAAUGGAGUUAGAAGUCGCUCUGUUACUUGUGUAGAAGUAGGAACAAAUGCUGCAGUAGAAAACAUUUUCUGUGCUGGACACACUGCUCCAGAUUCAAGUGAGAUCUGUACACUGGCUGCUUGUCCUACGUAUGACUACAUAACCGGUGAUUGGUCAGUGUGCUCUGUUACCUGUGGCGCCGGCAUCAGGACCCGAGAUGUCGCUUGUCGAAUUGUAGGAACCACCACUGUUGUUUCAAAUGAUAACUGUGGUGCCACAGAACAGCCGACCUCUGUGGAAGUCUGCACUCUGCAAGCUUGCUCAGUUUACAAAUAUAUUGUAGGCGAAUGGGGAACAUGUUCAGUGACAUGUGGAGCCGGCCAAAGAGUACGCACCGUUACAUGUGUUGAUACGCACUCAGCAGUAGAAGUUGAUAUUUCUCUCUGUCCUGGACCUGUCCCUGACGAAAUUCAAACGUGCGAGCUGGAUACGUGCAUUAUCUACUCUUUUCAGUAUAGUGCAUGGACAGAAUGUUCCGAGACAUGUGGCGAUAGCGCUAUCCGAUACAGAACUGCCACAUGCAUCGUAGAUGGUACACGAGAUGAAGCAGAUGAGAUACAGUGCAUCACACAUGGACUUGUAAAAUUAAGCACGGAAGAGAACUGCUUUCAUGUUGGCUUUGUGGGGUUAUGUCCAUUCUAUGCGUUUAACCUUGGCGAAUUUGGUGAAUGUUCAGUGACAUGUGGAACGGGCCAGAGAGUACGCUCAGUAAUAUGUUUGGAUAUAUACUCAGACGUAGAAGUUGAUAUUUCCCUCUGUCCUGGAACUGUACCUGUCGUAACUCAAAGCUGUCAGCUAGAUGCAUGUCUCAUAUACCAAUAUCUACAUUCUGAAUGGAGUGUGUGUGACUGCAACAACCUGAUACGUUCGAGAGCUGUGAUGUGCGCUGAAAUUUCUGCUGGUGUAGCUCAGAGUUACAAAGACGAAAUUUUCUGUACAGCAGACGGUAUCAUAAAGCCGCCCAGUGUAGAAGCAUGCGUUCCAGAGCAAGGAGCUUGCGAGGGUAACUGGGUUACAGGCGAGUGGUCAGAGUGUUCAGUUACGUGUGCUGAUGGAAUCCAAAGCCGAAAUGUCUACUGCACAGACAAGUUUGACGCUACCCUGACUGUUGCUGACAACCAAUGUAAUUCAGAUAGUAAGCCAGAUAGUCAGCAGGCUUGCAAACUCGAUUCCUGCUCCGUGUACAAUUAUCAAUUCUACGCUAGUACCUGGAGUGACUGUAGCGCUACCUGUGAUGAAGGAAUACAGACAAGGAUUAUCAUUUGUACUGAAUUCGUUAAUAAUAUCCUUACCGGGUCAGUUGCUGAUACGUUCUGCGAAGGUAUAAAACGCCCUUCAGAAUCUCAAACAUGUAAUCUGGUCGCUUGUCAAGGAACCUUCUAUGCCGGAGUCUGGGGACCAUGUUCCGUAACAUGCGGCUGUGGCGUGCAAACUCGAGUUGUGGAAUGCAGACUAACUAAAGAUAAAGCAGUGACAGCAGUGGUUGAAGACCGAUGCACAGGCACAAAACCAAUCGUGGAACAAGAGUGCCGAAAUGCAGCUUGCCCAGAACCAUUUGAUUGCGGAACAACUUACUCAGAAGAAUCCGGUGUAAUAUAUUCUCCUCAAUACCCAAUGAGUUAUCCAAAUGACCUGGACUGUACCGUUACAAUUGACCUUGCCCCUGACGUCAUUGCUAACGUUGGCUCCCUGGUCCAGAUCGCCAUCACGCGAUUCGAACUUGAAGACGAGACUAACUGCAAAUUCGACAACCUUCAGAUCAAUGAUGGUGUUGUCACCGAAAUUCUUUGUGGAAGUAUGGAUGCUCUGCCGUAUUUGAUAACUGCCUCCGGUUCAACGGUGCACCUAACUCUUCAUACAGAUGCAACAAUAACAGAUGCUGGUUACAUUAUAACAUACACGGCAGUUCAACCAUCUCCUGCUCCUUAGUUAAUGAUAUUAAUUUUAACUCUAAAAUUUUGACCAUAAUAAAAUUGAAUAGGCUGAAAUAGAUUAAAAAUGUACUUAAUAAAGGUAGAUAAAUGUUAUAGUUCAGAAGAUGCGUAUGCUUUAAUAGGCUAAAUAUUCAGUCAACGAGUUGAUUUAACCUAAACAUUGGUUGUAGGCCUAAGCGUUCAUGAGCCUGUGGUUUUAUUCAAUUAAUGUGGUCACUUGUAUCGUUUUGAGCGUUUGAAGAAACAAUAUAAUAUACUACCGUAACUGCAACCAACACUCAGAGUAAUUAAUAUGAGCUAAUAUUUAUUCCACUCUUUCAUCGCCAGGAAAACCAACCAUGUGUUGAUAUGUACAUAAUGUAAAUCUCUUAAUCCUAAUUAUUAACAAUUGUAUCUUAUUUUUAGGCCUUAUAUUUUUACUAACAAAUUCUCAUUUUUAGAUUUAGAAAACUUAAAUAAUUCAUUUAAAAUAUGAUAGUGGUAUGAUUAAUACAUAUAAAAAGGGGCAUCAUUUCACUUUACAUGUGUUACAUUGGAAAUGUGUUAUUUGACAGGUAAAUGCAAUGCCAUUUAAAGACAAUUUCAUACUAAAAACAAUAAAUGUUGUUAUUAUAAAAUAACGGAAAAUAUACUAGUAGUAUUAUUUAUUCAUACUAACCAACCUGGUCUGUUACAAUCAGGAUUUCACUGUUCCCUGAUUAAAAUACUAUGCACAUGGAAA
Messenger RNA from Anneissia japonica, 5110 nucleotides. Its product is annotated as A disintegrin and metalloproteinase with thrombospondin motifs gon-1-like. The record is from RefSeq and is a predicted model, not a curated record. Bases 53 to 4384 code for a protein of 1443 amino acids. The transcript is spliced from 25 exons. Lineage: Eukaryota; Metazoa; Echinodermata; Crinoidea; Comatulida; Comatulidae. Gene Ontology annotation, biological process: extracellular matrix organization. Gene Ontology annotation, cellular component: extracellular matrix. Gene Ontology annotation, molecular function: metalloendopeptidase activity.